Molecule: messenger RNA, 2670 nt
Organism: Pogonomyrmex barbatus (red harvester ant)
Lineage: Eukaryota; Metazoa; Arthropoda; Insecta; Hymenoptera; Formicidae
Product: putative odorant receptor 71a
Biological process (GO): sensory perception of smell; detection of chemical stimulus involved in sensory perception of smell
Cellular component (GO): plasma membrane
Molecular function (GO): olfactory receptor activity; odorant binding
Source: RefSeq, a predicted model, not a curated record
UUUUUGAUGUACACCGUUGGUGGUAUAUGGCGACCUAUUGAGUGGUCAUCAAGUGGUGCCAAGCUGCUGUAUAGUAUAUUUACUUUUAUUAUAGUAUUAUCGGAAUAUUUUUUGGUAUUAACUCAAUUUAUGGAUAUAAUUUUUGUUGUCAAUAAUAUCGAUGAUUUUGCUACUAAUACGCUAAUGUUCUUCACUAUUGUUGCUGUUUGUUGUAAAGCGACUGUCGUUGUGCUACGUCGGAAUGCGAUCAUCAACUUGGUGAAAAUAUUGUUGGAGGCGCCAUAUAAACCUCGAGAUGAGGGCGAAAUAGCGAUACAAACGAAAUUUGAUAAGUUUAUUAAGUCAUGCUCGAUAAAAUAUUCACUUUUGGCAACAUGCUCCAUUACAGGUCUUACGCUAGGAUCAGUAUUAAAUGUCAUGCAUGGUCACUUACCUUAUCGAAUAUGGCUGCCAUGGGACUACCAUGUACCCAUGAGAUUAUGGAUUAUAUCGAUUCAUCAGAUCCUUACUGUAAUUUUCGCUGCUAUCAUAAAUGUUGGCACGGAAACUUUAGUUUUCGGAUUAUUUAUACAAACAUGUGCUCAGCUUGAAAUUUUCGAAAAUCGUCUCCACAAAUUAAUAAUUAAUAACACAAUUAGAUAUUUGGAACGUGCACUUUCUUCAUCAAGUGAAAAUAGAAGAAACAUAUCAGAGUGCAUAUACCAUCAUUUGUGUAUCUACAAAUAUGCCAAAACCGUCAAUGUUAUAUUCAACGAGGUGCUUUUUGUUCAAUUCUUUGGUAGUAUAUUGGUAUUAUGUACAAGUGUAUAUUUCCUGUCAAUGCAUAUUACAGAGCUGUCGGCAAUUGCGAAUUUAUUAGUAUAUACCAUUUGCAUGUUUGUACAAAUCUUCGUUUACUGCUGGUCCGGAAACGAAGUCAUUCUUAAGAGUACGAACGUAGGAGAGACUGUAUAUCGUAUGAAUUGGCCAUUAUUGCCAGUUAACGAAAAGAAAGCAUUGCUGAUGAUUAUGAUGCGCAGCACAAUUCCUAUAAAAUUCACUAGCAGCUUCUUGAUAACUUUAUCUCUUCAGUCUUACAGUAAUGUUAGUACCAUUAUUUAUUGCAUUGGUAAAAAAAUAUAUAUUUGUCGUAUUAAAAAGAUACGCGCGUUGUGUGAGGAUUUUAAAAACAUCAUACUCAGCAUUCAACGUACUACAAAAUUUUCUAAAUGUUAUACAUGUAGGAAGGUGUUUAAUUUUUUGUGUUCCAAGCUAUCUGUAAUUAUGCAACUGCUUACUCUUAAUUUUUUAAUAUAUACCGUCGCCGGUAUAUGGCGGCCUAUCGAAUGGUCAUCGAAUGGUGCCAAGCUGCUGUACAAUAUAUUUACCAGCGUUAUACUAUUCUUGGAAUAUUUUUUGGUGAUAAGUCAAUUCAUGGAUAUUUUGCUCGUGGUCGACAACGUUGAUGAUUUCGUUGCGAAUUCUUUAAUGUUCGCGAGUAUCGUUGCUGUCACUUCCAAAGCGACUCUCGUUGUAAUACGCCGAAAUGCCAUUGUCAAGUUGGUGCAAAUGCUGUUGACGAUACCGUGUAAACCUCAGGACGAGAGCGAAGAAGUAAUACAAACAAAAUUUGACAAGUUCAUCAGAUCGUGGUCGAUAAGAUAUUUACUUUUGGCGAUGAGUUCUCUUACGAGUGUAACGCUACGAUCAGUGCUAAAUGUCAUAGAGGGUCAAUUACCUUACAGAGUAUGGAUACCAUAUGAUUUUAAUAUACCUCUGGUGUUUUGGAUGGUAUCCAUUCAGCAGAUCAUAGCUCUGAUUUUCGCCACUUUCAUAAAUGUCGGCACGGAAACCUUAGUUUUUGGAUUGUUUUUGCAAACGUGCGCCCAAUUUGAAAUUUUUGAAAAUCGUCUAUAUAAAUUCGUAUCUAAUAAAACAGUUAAAUUAAAACAUUCAUUUAUAUCGCCAAUUAAAGAAAAGUCAACGAUAUCGGAAUACAUACAUCAUCAUCUCAGCAUUUACAAAUAUGCCAAAACAUUGAAUAUUAUAUUCAAUCAAGUACUCUUUAUUCAAUUCUUCAGCAGUAUCUUGAUCUUAUGCACGAGUGUAUUUUACAUGUCGACGCAUAUCUCGGAAUCUGGAACCAUGACUUUACUAAUAUAUACUAUUUGUAUGUUUGUACAAAUUUAUGUCUAUUGUUGGUCUGGAAACGAAGUUAUGCUUAAGAGUACGAGCAUAGGAGAUGCGAUAUACGACUUGGACUGGCCUUCACUAUCAAUCAGUGAAAGAAAAGAAUUGUUGAUGAUCAUGAUGCGUAGUACAAUUCCUAUAAAGUUUACCAGUAGUUUCUUAAUAACUAUAUCUCUUCAAUCUUACAGCAACAUCCUGAAAGCAUCAUAUUCGGCAUUUAAUUUGUUACAACGAUAAGAUACACAUAUGUUUAGUCAUAAUAAUAAUAUUUGUAAUUUUUUUGAGAAAUUAGUGGUUGUAAGUCUCGAAAUUUCUACUUACAUGUUUUUUUUCUUAUUCUUUGUCACAAAAGAGGACGCGUGCACUGAAAGAAAUACUGACAUCUUUAUUUAUUUACGACUAUCUUAUUCGUUUAUUUUUUAUGCCUCGAGCAGUGAAUAAUAUAAUGUACAUCGAGAACAUGCACUUAAUCCAUAAAAGAUUUAUUAAAAUUUAUAAUAC